This is a messenger RNA of Dufourea novaeangliae, 3571 nucleotides long. RefSeq names its product regulator of nonsense transcripts 2 (gene Upf2). NCBI's taxonomy places the organism in Eukaryota, Metazoa, Arthropoda, Insecta, Hymenoptera, Halictidae. Gene Ontology annotation, molecular function: protein binding; RNA binding. The transcript has 2 exons. Bases 60 to 3500 code for a protein of 1146 amino acids. Gene Ontology annotation, biological process: nuclear-transcribed mRNA catabolic process, nonsense-mediated decay. Gene Ontology annotation, cellular component: exon-exon junction complex; cytoplasm. The record is from RefSeq and is a predicted model, not a curated record.
AGAUUGGAGCUGUCGUCUGCCAUAACAUAACCUUUUUUGCACUUUAGAUCCUUUGAGCAAUGUCAGAAGUCGAAGAAGCACCAGCAGAAGCUGCAGAAGCAGCUGUAGAACAAGAUGUUGUAUCUGAAGAGGACAAACAAUACUUAAUGGAUUAUGUAAAAGAAACAGAACAACGCCUUGCUACAAAAGAAGAAAUUCGUGCAGGCAAUUUAAAUCCUAAUAGGCCACCAGAUACAUAUUUUAGUAAAUUGGAUUCUACACUAAAAAGAAACACAACAUUUGUUAAAAAACUAAAAAAUUUUAGUAGCAUACAAUUAGACAUGGUUCUAAAAGAUAUGACACAUUUAAAUUUAACAAAAUAUGUAAGUGAAGUUGCUACUGCUCUAGUGGAUGCCAAACUAAAAAUGACAGAUGUUGCACCUGCCAUCAAAGUAUGCAGUUUUCUACAUCAGACAUAUGCAGAAUUCUCUACGCAUUUCUUUGAAAAUUGGCAAAGGAUUUUAUCGCUAAAAGUUGUGGAUAAAAUUGCAAAUCCAAGCAAACUUAGAGUAGACCUCAGGUUUUAUGCUGAAUUAGUUAAUGCAGGAAUUUUUACGCAUAAACAAGGAUUGCCUUUACUGGGUUCAGCAUUAACAGUUUUAAUUAAUAUGGAUAAAGAAGAACAUAACAAUGCAAGUAUUAUAUUAAGUUUCUGCAAACAUUGUGGUGAAGAUUAUGCAGGUCUUGUACCUAAACGAGUAAGAGAAAUAUCAGAGAAAUUAAAUGUAUUAAUCCCUAAAAGUAAAUUACUUUCACCUGAUAAACAGCAAAAUGUUAAGUUGUUGCUACGUGAGUAUUAUAAUUCGUUAUGCAAGCAUUUAUUGAAGGAACAUAAAGACCUUCAAGCUUUUGAAAAGCAAAAUCGAAAGAUCUUACAAACCAGAGGUGAACUGAGUUCUGAAAGAAAAGAGAAACUUGAAAGUCUACAAGUGUCUUAUGAUCGCUUACUUAGCAAUGUUCAAAGUUUUUCAGAUACGUUAGACGAACCUAUGCCAGAACUUCCUGUCGAUAGUGAAAUGAAAGCAGAAGCAGAAGAGACAUUGAAAAUGAUUAGUGAGGGCGAGGAAAAUAGUAUUCUUGAGGAUAUGUGGGGAGAUGAAGAAACUAGACGAUUUUAUGAAGUUUUACCAGAUUUAACAGUGUUCCUUCCAGGAUCAUACUUGAAAGAAGUACCUAAACAAGAUGUCCCAAUAAGCGAAGAAGCUUUGGAUGAAGAAAUCACGUUUGAUGAACUGGAAGAAACUGAAAAAGUAGAUGAACCGGAAGCAGAGGUGGAGGAACCUCAAGUUGCGAACAUUAGUAAUAAAAUACUCUUGGAUGCAUUCUUGACACAUUUACCAAAUUGCGUUAAUCGUGAAAUGAUUGACAAUGCAGCUGUUCACUUCUUAAUGAAUCUCAAUACAAAGCAUAACAAAAAAAAAUUAGUGAAAGCAUUAUUUGGCGUGUCUAGAAUUCGUUUGGAUUUACUACCAUUUUACUCGCGUCUGGCUGCUAUUCUUUAUCUCGUUAUGCCUGACGUUGGAAAUGACUUAUGUUUAAUGUUAAAACAUGACUUUAAAUACCAUGUACGUAAAAAGGAUCAAAUUAAUAUUGAAUCAAAAGUAAAAGUUGUUAGGUAUAUUGGUGAACUUGUAAAAUUUAAACUUUAUUCAAAGAUAGAAGCACUAUAUUGUCUGAAAGUUUUGUUGCAUGAUUUUACUCAUCAUCAUAUUGAAAUGGCAUGUAAUUUAUUAGAAACAUGUGGUAGGUACUUGUUUUGUUCUCCAGAUUCGCACCAGAGAACAAAAGUAUAUUUGGAACAAAUGAUGCGUAAAAAAGCUGUUACUGCAUUGGAUUCACGUUAUGUAACAAUAAUUGAGAAUGCAUAUUAUUUUGUAAAUCCACCAGAAUCAACUGGUGGUGUUUCUAAGAAGGACAGACCACCAAUUCAUGAAUUUAUACGAAAAUUACUGUAUCAAGAUCUUUCGAAAACCAAUACCGAUAAAGUUCUUAAAUGGAUGCGUAAAUUAGACUGGGAAGAUGAAAGUGUAUCAUCUUAUGCUAUUAAAUGCCUCACUGCCGCGUACAAUGUGAAAUAUUUAAAUAUUCGAUGUGUGGGAAGUUUAUUAGCAGGACUUGUUGGGUAUUACGAAACUAUAGGACCCCAUGUAGUUGAUGGCGUGUUGGAAGAUAUAAGAUUAUGCAUGGAAAUUAAUUUGCCAAAGUUUAAUCAACGUCGCAUUGCAAUGGUUAAAUAUCUUGGAGAACUGUAUAAUUAUCGCAUGGUGGAAAGUGGAGAUAUUUUUCGAACUCUGUAUCUCCUAAUUACUUUUGGAGUCAGUAUGGAUCAUAAUGUACCAAGUGUUUUGGAUCCCCCAGAUCAUUUGUUCAGAAUUCGAUUAGUUUGUACAUUAUUAGAAACAUGUGGACAGUAUUUCAGCAGUGGUUCUAGCAAGAAAAAACUGGACUAUUUUCUAAUAUUCUUUCAAAAUUAUUAUUGGUUUAAAUACACAGAUCCAAUCUGGACCACUGAGAAUCAUUUCCCAGUGGGUAUAGACUACAUGUAUCGCGACACAUUAACAAUGUUGAGGCCUAAAAUGCAGCUGUUUCAAAGUUAUAAGGAAGCACAAUGUGCUGUAGAAGAAUUACGAAAUACAUUGUAUCCCACCCUUGGAAAUCCCAUUGCAGAGGAUGGUGCUGAUGUAGAAUCUGAUAUGGGUGUAAUUGCUGAAGGUGAUGAAGAGGUUACUGUAACAUCUGGAAAUGGCAGUGGAGAUGCAAAGGGUGUAGCUGACUUACAUUUUGAGGAAUCCGAAGAUUGUUCUGAAGCGCAAUCAGAAGAAGAAUGGACAGCUGAUGCAGAAAGAGAUGAUACUAUGGGUACCCAAGAAAAUACACAAGGGGAUCAAAGUCUUUCAGAAGGUGGUACAGAUGGUGUUCUUAUGGAUGUCACAGAAUUGAAUGCAGCAUUACCAGCAGGUCCUAGAAGAGUGAGUUGUCCUGAAGAUGAUGACUUUUUAUCCGCUCUUGAUAAAAUGGUUUCAGAUAACAUACAAGACAGAAUGCGAGAUUCCGUGAAACCACAACAAGUAGAUAUUUCAGUUCCUUUACAUGUAAAGAGUACUAAAAAAACAUACGAACAAUUACAAGAGAGACCUUCUGAUAAUAGUACAGUCGACUUUGUUCUUAUGCUAAGAAAAGGUAACAAACAACAGUAUAAAAACUUAGCAGUUCCAGUGUCAUCAGAAUUAGCGAUGAACCUUCGAAAUCGAGAACAAGAACAGAAGGAAGAAAAAGAACGAGUUAAAAGAUUAACAUUAAAUAUAACGGAAAGGCAAGAAGAGGAAGAUUACCAAGAAACAAUUAAUCAAAGUACAAGACCAGUGACAGUAAAUUUAAAUAGAGAGCGACGACAAAAAUAUAACCACCCUAAAGGUGCACCAGAUGCCGAUCUUAUUUUUGGUCCCAAAAAGAUUCGAUAAAUUUGUUCGAUUGAUCUUGAAAGCAUAUGUGUCAUGCUAUAAAAUCAAAAGUGAUUUUGUACAAAACUAUG